GUGGUCUUUUCCAUGUCAUCCGCCAUUCCAAAAGACAACUAGCAGGUAGAGCCCGUCAUUUUCUGGUCUUGCUUGGAAAUUCUCUGCAAGGUUACAACGCGUAAAGUCGCCUCUCCUCGCUUUAUGCAAUGGGGCUUUUUACUUUUGGCAUCUUUCUACUGGUUUCAGUAUGGAUAUCUUCUCACCUGAAAAGCCUGGCGCGCAAUUAUAGCGCAGCCAAAGCUCUUGGCUUGCCACUCAUCAUACACCCGUUUGACCCAGAUAGUGUCACUUUUGCACUCCUCUCGGAACCCCUUCAUGCCAUCCUUGUGCGGAUACUCCCAUCUUCUGCUUAUGCAUACAUUCAACCUUGUUUCUUUGGCUGGGAGUUCCAGAACAAAGGCGCGAUCCACCAGCGACUGGGCCCGGCCUUUGUCCUCGUGACUACGGGCGUCAAUAGGCUGUGUUGUUCCGAUCCGACCUUGGCCUCGACCUUUAUGACGAGAAGGAGGGACUUUGUGCAUGCCGAUGUCUCCAAUCACGUCAUGGGAAUCCAUGGGCCAAACAUUAUAUCGGCCGGCGAGGACGCAUGGUCUCGUCAGCGUCGCAUAGUGGCCCCAGCCCUCAACGAACGUAUCAGCUCAGACGUCUGGGAUGAGAGCAUAGAGCAGGCGUCUUCACUGGCUGAUUUUUUGGUGUCUUCAUCUUCGACCCCUGCUGACGACGGGGCUUCCGACACGGUACCUGGGCUUCGAUCCGUCGCCAUCAACGUUCUGUCUCGUAUUGCGUAUGGUAGCGUGAAAACGUUCAACGUCUGGAAUCCCACCUAUGAUCCCAAGGCAGACCUCUCGUACGUGGAUGGCAUCGCCCUGUGUACCGACCUCCUCGUCGCAGCCGCCUUCAUCCCGGCCUGGAUUUUGCGGCUGCCCGUCAUGCCACUUUCUCUGCAGACGCUGGCGGCAGCGCUGCGAAAGCUGCCCGAUCUGGCCAAGAACAUGCUCGAGCAGGAGCGCGAGCGGAUUUCGUCCUCGCCGGCUGAUGAGGCAGCAACGACCACGGACACCAAGAAGCGCCGUGACACCAUCAUGACGACGCUCCUUCGGCUCUCGGACCAGGCAAAGGAGGAGGCCGCGUCUGGAGAAAACAAGCCCACGGCGGAAGACGGGGUCAGCAGCGUCGGGAGCAAGGCGUACCUCACCGAGCCGGAGAUCCAAGGCAAUCUUUUCGUCUUCACAGCGGCAGGCUUCGACACCACGGCCAACACGAUGGCCUACGCAGUCGCGCUUCUGGCUGCCCAUCCGCAAUGGCAGCCCUGGAUCCAGGCCGAGAUCGACUCCGUCGUGGGCAGUAUCACUUGCGGCCAGGAUGGGAGGCUUCAGGUACCCGAAUAUGGUGAAACCUUUCCGAAACUAAUUCGUUGUUUGGCUGUCAUGUUUGAAACCCUCCGCCUCUACCCGGCCGUAUCGCUGCUGCUGCGCAAGACCACCGUCGACCAGACCAUCACCCUCCCGGGUCCCCCCUUGAUCCAAGUACCCCUCAAAGCCCCCUUCACCGUCCAGGUCAACGCCAUGGCCCUGCACACGGACCCCGAAGUCUGGGGCUCGGACGCCCUCGAGUUCAACCCCGGACGCUGGGUGCGCCCGGACCCGGAGACUCCCGGAGGCCACGUGCUCAUGACGCCUCCCAAGGGCUACUUUGUUCCCUGGUCCAUCGGCCCGCGCACGUGCCCCGGGCAAAAGAUGGCGCAGGUCGAGUUCGUGGCGGUCGUCAUGACGCUCUUUGGGCGGUGCAGCGCCGAGCCCAUCCCCGGGGACGGAGAGAGCUCGGAGCUGGCGAGGAGGCGGGUCUUGGAUGUGACCGAGGAUAGCCAGCCGGGCUUGACGCUGCAGAUGAAGAAGCCCAGGGAUAUUCGCCUGAGGUGGACGAGGAGGUGAUUUUGGGUGUUCAAGGUCCCAUUAAUUAUAUGUGCUGGAAGGAAGGUGUUCUGACAUCACAAAGCUUCUUUGAUCGUACAUAUUCACAAAAGCAGCAUCUCGCCAUCGUCGCUAAGCCGAACCUCCAUCGUUUACAUGUCCGCAUUCUCUCUAGAAUCCCACUCAUCCUGCUCCAAAAUUAGAUCCCCGCAUCACUCUUACAAGUCGCUGUCCAGAACCUGCAUCGCUCCGUUGCGGGGAUACACAAACUCGCCCUCUUUGUGCCUCCUUGGCGUCCCACAAACACCCGUCCCAGUUGCGAGAAGCUCUGAUAACCGUUGCCGGCGGCGUCCACCAGGUGCUCAAUUCUUGUUAUAAACGCUCAAAUUUCAAAAUUAUGGACAAGAUUAGUUUAACAAGGGCAAACCCCUCAUAUGCCGUGGUGGUCUUUCGUCAUGUGAAUCCCAUCGUCCUCCCCGACCCCGACAUUUCCAGGCGUCAGUUGCCGGGAGCAUACGCCUCGUUGGGGCAGCGCUUGAUGCAAGCAUAUGCCGCACAAUUGCCCCAGCAAUUGCCCAGGUUCAAGUUGGGGAUUGUGCCGACUUGGCUGACGCACAACUGGCAACAGCGCUAGAGAUGUGACAGGGUGUCGGUUAGCGAUCUGCAGGCGGGUGCAUGCUGUGAUCGAGCAAUGAAAAGUCCGUGGGUGGUGUCGCCAAAAUACAGGAGCCGGGGGACCAUCGUACCUUGCACUCUGGCGAGUUUACUUGUUCCUGGGCCAGAACAGUGGCCGCCAUGGCGAUGACGGCGGUGAUUGAUGUGAACUUCAUCUUGCUUCCAGGGAGAGCCAAAUGAAUAGCGAACAGGGUAACUGAAGACUGGAAUAAAGGACCAAAGGGAUACCGCGUGGGGAGAUUUGCUGUCGACGGCUUCUCAGGUUUAAUCCAACUGCAAUACUCAAACCGAGGGCGCGACCAUGGAAAUUUAUGCUCCAGCUGGGAACAUUGUACUCGUAACAGCCCUCACCGGCCGAGUAUCGAUAUCUCUGUUUUUGGCAGUUAUACCGCGAUGUUGACAGGGUGGGAUGGCAGGUAACCUGGUUGCCGCGAAACCUAAAUAUAGGAGCUGCCCAAUGGCAAGUUUGGCAACUCGGAUCUCUUAAAUUUCCGCAUUUAUACGGUCGGCCAAUGGGUGCUUUUUGAGCAGAGCGGAAAUUGAACAGAUCAAUAAAAAAAAGCUAUAGAAGAUUAACCCCCAUUUUCAUCACCUUUUUCAGUUUUCUCAUCGCUGUUGCUAACAAUAGUAGCGUUGGGCUACUACUGCGAACUCCACGGUGGAGGGUAGGCCACCAUACCCAUGACCAUGUCACCCCUGGGCAAGUCAUUUCUCGCCAUCAACCCCAUCCUCGAAUUCGGAGCUGAUAUCCGCUCGAAAAAAAAAAUCAAAACUCUGUCCACAGACCUCGACAAUGACUUGAAAGCCCCACAGCUGGCGGAAAGGCACCCAGUUUACUUCGUAGGUGGAUGUUAAACCUCUCCGCAAAGAUUUGCCUCUCACCCGCGUCCCUGGUCAUCGUGAGCUUCUUCGGUGCCAGAAUCAUGCACUCCCUCGGAUAUCCCCCUCGUUGCCGCAGAUUGUGUCGCCCAUAGCCACGCGAGGUAGUCCGCGCAGCCCU
Molecule: messenger RNA, 3567 nt
Organism: Pyricularia oryzae 70-15
Lineage: Eukaryota; Fungi; Ascomycota; Sordariomycetes; Magnaporthales; Pyriculariaceae
Exons: 4
Coding region: 129-1913 (594 amino acids)
Molecular function (GO): monooxygenase activity; heme binding; iron ion binding
Source: RefSeq, a predicted model, not a curated record